Molecule: messenger RNA, 972 nt
Organism: Juglans regia (Persian walnut)
Lineage: Eukaryota; Viridiplantae; Streptophyta; Magnoliopsida; Fagales; Juglandaceae
Exons: 1
Coding region: 1-972 (323 amino acids)
Molecular function (GO): nucleic acid binding; RNA-DNA hybrid ribonuclease activity
Source: RefSeq, a predicted model, not a curated record
AUGUGGAGCAUGAAUGUACCAGCUGCUACAAAGCUGUUUAUGUGGAGAGCUGUGAGUGAUUUAUUGCCCACAAGGAAAAAUCUCUUGAAGAAAAAGAUUGUAGAAGAUCCCUUGUGCCCAAUCUGUAACUCGAAUGAAGAAACAAUAUCUCAUGUAAUGUGGUCUUGCCCUGCAACAGUUGAUGUAUGGGGGGAUACAAGGAGCCCGAUAAGUAAGUGGCCUUCUGGUGAUUGUAAUUUUGAACAAAAAUGGUUGGAUUUGUGCAGAGUUAUGGAUCAGGAAAGCAUUGAGAAGGUGGCUGUAAUAAUGAGGGGUAUUUGGUAUAGAAGAAAUAAAUAUGUUUUUGAAAACAAAUUUUGGAGGCCUGGUAAUGUAGUGCAGAUGGCAGUUACGGGGUUAGAGGACUAUUACUCAGUAAAUGAGAAAAAAACUGGUUUGAACAAGGGGAAGGGAGAGGACAGAGGAAAAAGUCAUUGGAGAUGCCCUGUUGAUGUAGAUUUCAAAGUAAAUUUUGAUGGAGCCUUUGACCAGAGUAGCUCAAAGAUUGGAAUGGGGGUGGUAAUAAGAGAUAAGAAGGGGGAGGUUGUUGCUGCUUUGAGUGCUUCACGAAGGGAAGGCCAAAAUGCCUUUGUGGCAGAGGGUAUGGCAUUAUGGAGAGCAAUGGAACUCUGCUUAGAGAUUGGCAUGGUGGAUGUGGAGUUUGAAGGAGACUCAAAAGAAUUGAUUGAAGCUGUGAUGUCAGAUGAAGAAGAGGAUUCCAGAUGGGGACAUAUUGUUGAAGAUAUAAAACAACUAAGGCAUCAGUACAACAACUGGAAGGUGGUCUUCAAUUAUAGGGAAAGUAACGAAGUAGCUCACAACUUGGCAAAAAUGGCACUUUUGAUUGAUGAGGAAUUAGUUUGGAUAGAAGAAGUACCAAGCUCGAUACAUCAGUAUAUUGUAAAGGACAAUCUUUGUAACGAUUUACAGUAA